AUGGCGAAGUUUAAGAUGAAACUCCACCAGCAUUGGUUGUUUUUUGUUUUGUUUCUUCCUUUAUCAGGUAUUUUUUGUUUCAGCGAGUUAUCCUUCAUCACAGAGCCCAGUGAUGUAACCUUACUACCAAAGGACUCUGCAGUGUUGGACUGUCAGGCUCAUGGGCUGCCUCCAGUCACUAUCAAGUGGCUAAGAAAUGGAGUUCAGCUGACAGAAAGUGAGCACAUACAAUUUCUGCCCAACGGCUCCUUGUACAUACCAAAGAUAAAACAUACCAAGGAGGAUUCAGAUGAAGGAUUCUACCAGUGCCUCUCCCAAAACAAAUAUGGAGCUAUCCUAAGCCAAAGAUCACGUCUGACUAUCGCAAGUAUCUCAGAGUUUGUAUUGCAUCCUGUGCCUAUGGUCGUGACUGAGGGUUCAGUGGCCCGAUUCACCUGUGCCGUCACCUCCAGCCCUGUGGCCACCAUCACCUGGGAGCUCAACCAAAGCGCAUUACCUCUUAAAACAGACAGAAUCACAGUUUUGCCUAACGGAGUUCUUCAGAUCCACAAUGUUCAACUGGAAGACGCUGGACCGUAUCAAUGUGUGGCAACUAACAUCGGUAGUCGUUUGAAGAGUAAAGAGGCCACACUGACAGUCAGCCAAGGUGCUGGCCCUAAACCACGUCAGAGGCCCAAAAUCAUUGCAGGACCUCAGAAUGUCUCAGUUUCUCUUCACCAAACGGUUGUGCUGGAGUGUGUGGCCACAGGCAAUCCCUGCCCCAUCAUCUCCUGGAGCCGCGCUGACAGUAAACCCAUUGAUGUGUACAAUGCUAAAGUGCUGGGCAAUGGGAACCUUGUUAUUGCUGAUGUCAACUCCAAGCACAGUGGAGUGUACCUCUGCAGGGCCACCACCCCUGGAACCCGCAACUACACUCUUGCUGCAGCCAACAUCACAGUACAAGUGCCACCAUCCAUAGUCGAGAAGCCUGAGAGCCAGACCCGUCCAAGAGCAGGCACCGCCCGGUUUAUGUGCCAAGCAGAGGGAGUGCCUUCGCCACGCAUCAGCUGGCUAAAGAAUGGAGAAAAGGUUCACUUAAAUGGGAGGAUUAAGAUGUACAACAGUAAAUUGGUGAUAACUCAGAUCAUCCCAGAGGAUGAUGCCAUCUAUCAGUGCAUGGCAGAGAAUGAUCAGGGCUCUGUGCUGUCCUUGGCUCGCCUUAUUGUUGUCAUGUCCGAGGACAGGCCCAGUGCACCAAGAAAUAUCCACGCUGAGACCAUUUCCAGCUCUGCUAUCUUACUGGCCUGGCAGAGACCUCUCUACAAUGCAGACAAAGUCAUUGCCUACUCCAUCCAUUAUAUGAAGGCUGAAGGUCUAAACAACGAAGAAUACCAAAUUGUCAUUGGCAACGACACAACCAGUUAUAUAAUCGAUGACCUGGAGCCAGCUCGAAACUACACCUUUUACAUCGUGGCUUAUAUGCCAAUGGGAGCCAGUCGUAUGUCAGACCAAGUCAGUCAACAUACCCUGGAGGAUGUGCCUUUACGUACCCCAGAGCUGAGUCUGACCAGCCACAGCACCACAGAUAUUCAGGUGACCUGGCAGCCACUGCCCGCCAAGUUGAGCCGCGGUCGGUUGUCUGCAUACAGACUUUCUUAUCGCACGGCUGCGGACAGCACUGUCAUCUCUGUGGAGAUACCUCAGAACAGCACUGAAUAUCUGCUCGAAGACCUUCAGCCUGACACCAUCUACCUGCUCCGCAUGGCUGCAGCCACCCGUGUGGGCUGGUGUGAGCCUCCUACAUGGACCUCACAUCGUACACCUAAGACCUCCAGCAGCAAAGUGCCUUCAGCCCCUACACUUCAACUUGAGCCGCUUAACUGCACCUCCAUUAUGGCUCGCUGGGAAACCUCCCCACAGUCUGUGGCUGUCCAGGGUUACCGGCUGUGUUAUCAUGAGGAAGGCCAACCAGAGCAGCCCAUCAUCCAGCUGCAGGCUCAAAACUACACCUACACCAUCAGUGGCCUUGAUCCAAGGAGAAAGUAUCAUGUGAAGAUUCUAGCUGUCAGUCAAGCUGGUGAUGGCUAUCAGACAGACCAAACAGUUAGCACCCCGGGAUGUUUGUCGGCUAGAGACCAACUGGCAACAGCCCCUCCAUCUCCAGAUCAUGUGAAUGUCUUGGCCACCAACUCUUCUUCAGUGUCUCUGCGCUGGGGCCGCCCUGCUUUCUCGCCUGGAAAAGCUGUCAGCUAUACAGUCCGUUGUACACCUGUGGGCACCCACAACGCCUCUGCUAUACGCUAUCUGCAAACCACCAGACAAAAUGUGAUUGUUCAGAAUUUGGAGCCAAACACUCGCUAUGAGUUUGUUGUGCGUCUUCAUGUGGACCAGAUGUUGAGUCCUUGGAGUUCUGUUGUUUACCAUCGGACUUUGCAAGCAGCACCAGGUCAACCACCUGAAGGAGUGCGAGUCACUAUGAUCGAGGAUGACACCGCUCUGGUGUCCUGGAGAGAGCCCACUGAGCCCAACGUAGCGGUGACACGCUACACCAUCCUGUACGCUUCCCAGAAGGCCUGGAUGGCUGGACACUGGCAGAUAUUGCAGAGAGAGGGGAGCCACACAAUGGCCUUGCUGGAGAAGCUGGAGGCGGGAAACCUCUACCUGGUGAAAAUAUCUGCUUCCAACCAGGUGGGUGACGGGCCUUUCUCUCAGAUCGUGGAGCUGGCACUGAAGAAUGGAAAAAACCACCGCAGCAGCAAGAAUCCCAGGCACUCUGACAACUUUGCGGAUACAACAGUCUACUCUGAUGGUCUCUACCACAUAGACCAGAGGUCCAUGACAGGGAUCAUUGUUGGAGUGAGCAUCGCCUUGUCCUGCAUUGUAAUUUGUGCCUUAAUCCUCAUCAGUAAGGGAAGACCAAGAAAAUCCUCUAGUCCCAAAGUCCUUGCUGUAGGAGCUGCUGGAGGUCCACAUGCUGGUUUGUCCCUGCCCAACGAACACCAUAUAGACAAUGUUGAGGCCAUUAUACCCAUGAUCAGUCACCACUUUCUAGAAGCCAAGGUUGGAUCUAAUAUUGUCCUAAACAGUGGCGGUCCAAUCAACAAGAGUAAAAGCAAUAGAUGGCUGCUCUUCAAGAGGGAGAUGAGGAAUACAUCUGAAAGUGAUGCUGAGAGGAGAGCCAGUUUUUACGAGGCUGGAAAAACAGUUUUGAGGUAUGAGGAACAUUUAGGUUCAGCGCCCCUGCCGCCUUCAUCCCGCGAGAUCAUAUUCGGUCCUUACCACUCGGAAAGUUCUCACACCAGUGAGAGCAGCCAGGGGACAGGAGACUCGGGACACUACUCCAAUGAAGAAAGCAACGAAGAAUUGAGCAACCCUUCUACCAGCCAAAGCUCCAGACCUGAAUCUUUUGGGCCGGAAGAUGUUCCAACUGUUGCUGAGCUGAAGCAGUCUUUUUCAGUGGAAAAUGAGGAGAUGCUGAGCCAUCCCCUCCAUCACUCCGCCCCUGAUGCAACCCGACGCUGCUCCAAAGAGGGCUCUUAUCCUGCCCUGCACUCAUCCCAGGACGUUGGCUCCUGA
Molecule: messenger RNA, 3555 nt
Organism: Eleginops maclovinus (Patagonian blennie)
Lineage: Eukaryota; Metazoa; Chordata; Actinopteri; Perciformes; Eleginopidae
Product: protogenin B-like
Exons: 19
Coding region: 1-3555 (1184 amino acids)
Biological process (GO): axon guidance; neuron migration; cell-cell adhesion
Cellular component (GO): axonal growth cone; cell surface; plasma membrane
Molecular function (GO): protein binding
Source: RefSeq, a predicted model, not a curated record